AGUAAAAUACCUAAGCACAUAACACGUAGGCCAACGUGUCAGUCAUAAAAUCACGUGACUUGAUCACGUGAUAGUGGCAUUAAAUAGACUAUCCCUGCAUGUGGGGUAAUUGUCAUUUUGUUGUCUGAAAGAACUCUCUCUUCCUCCCUCUCUCUUUCUGUUAGUAAAUGUCUCAGAGAAGAGUCUAUCCUAGUAAUCCUUCAGUGCCAACAGGGCCCUCUCCUGGUUACCAUGGAAACCUACCCCAGCAGCAGCAGCAGCAGGGACAGUACCCUCCUCCUCCUCCUGGGGGUGUGGCUAAUAAACUAGGGGCAAUGAGUUUAGGUCCUCCUGGUCCCCCGUCUGGUUCAUUAAUGGGAGCUCCACCCACCUCAUUAAUGGGUUCUCCCCCUCAACCAACUGUUAACGGCCCACCUCCUUCAUUAAUGGGAGCUCCACCCACCUCGUUAAUCUCUCAUUCAUCAGCUGGUCCCUCCUCCCUAAUGGGUCCUGGCCCACCCGGUCCUUCAUUAAUGGGUCCUCCUCCUCCUCUUAGGCCACACCCAAUGGGACUAAUGGCCCCACCCACACAACUAGGAGGAGGCCCUCCGACUAAUAUUAGACCUCAGCCACCGCCCACUCAAUUAGCAGGACCUCCACCUAUAAAUAGACCUCAAUUAGUGGGUCCUCCUCCACCCACUCAAUUAGCUGGUCCUCCACCCACUCAAUUAGCAGGUCCUCCUCCACUUAUUAAUAGGUCCCAGCCACCACCCACUCAAUUAGCAGGUCCUCCUCCACUUAUUAAUAGACCUCAACCACCGUCCACUCAAUUAGCGGGACCUCCACCUAUGAAUAGACCUCAAUUAGCAGGUCCUCCUACUCAAUUAGUGGGUCCUCCACCCACUCAAUUAGCUGGUCCUCCGCCCACUCAAUUAGCGGGUCCUCCACCCACUCAAUUAGCAGGUCAUCCUCCUAAUAUUAGGCCUCAGGCUCCGCCCACUCAUUCUCAGUUCCCUCUUCAUCCUUCUCUAGCUCCUCCCACUUCAGCGGCCCAAGGUCCCCCGACAGGAUCUCAUUCCCAUACUCUCAUGUCUCAUACCGGUACUCAUGGUAUGUACAUGGCUGAAGGUGGGGGUAGUACUGGAAUGAGUAUGGCAGGUCCACCUCCACUGGGUCACAUGACAGCUCCGCCUCCUAACAAGUAUCCUCAUUCUGGACCAACUGGUUUGACUGGUUCUACUCUCCAACCUCAACCAGAACCUCAACCACCUCCUCCUCAGCAGGUGCUUCCGAACAUUCAGCCUGUCAAUGUGCAAGAAGUCCGUAAUAUCUUACCUGCCACACCCAUCACAGUCUCCACCCCACUACUACCGCAGCACCUACGGGAUCUUAAUCCGGAUCCUUCCGUGUUCUGCUCUACAAUGUCGACUGUUCCAGCUACUUCUGGACUCCUCAAUAAGAUGAAGUUACCCUUUGCUAUUCACAUCCAUCCAUUCAAGGACAGCAAGGCUAGGGAGUGUCCGGUCAUUAAUCCCAGUACUAUUGUAAGGUGUAGGGUCUGCCGAGCUUAUAUCAAUCCUUUUGUAUCUUUUGUGGACCAGAAGCAUUGGAGGUGUAACUUCUGCUUUAGAAAUAACAUUGUUCCUGAUAAUUAUGAUUAUAAUCCUCAGUCUGGUAAGUCAGGUGAUCACUCCUUCCAUCAGGAGUUGCGUCAUUCGUCAGUUGAGUACAUAGCACCUUCGGAAUAUAUGGUCCGUCCUCCUCAACCUAGUGUAUAUUUUUUUGUUAUUGAUGUAACCUACCCAACCAUACAAUCAGGUCUUCUUGAUGUAUUCUGUGCUACACUGUUGGAUUGUAUCAAUAAGUUACCAGGUGACAGUCGGACUAUGGUUGGAUUCCUCUCAUUCGACCACACCCUCCACUUCUACAAUCUCAAACCGUCCCAAGCUCAGCCUCAGAUGCUAGUUGUAUCAGAUUUGGAAGAUCCUUUCAUUCCAUCUCCCACGUCGCUCCUCGUUAAUUUGAGAGAAUCAAAAGAACUGGUGAAGUCUUUCCUGCAAGAUUUCCCUCGUAUGUGUCGAUCAAAGAAACCUUCAAGUGCUCUAGGACCUGCUUUAGCCAUUACUGAGAAACUGCUGCACCAGAUCGGUGGUAGGAUCACCGUGUUGAUGAGUUCACUGCCUAACGUAGGACCAGGAGCACUUAAAGUGAAGGAAGCUACUGGAGCUACUAAAAUGGAUCAGCUCAAUAUGUCUGCCAGUACUGAUUUCUACAAGAAGUUAGCUCUGGAUUGCUCCGCCCAGCAAAUAGCAGUUGAUCUUUUCGUCUUCUCAAGCAAAUCCCAAAGCAUUGACCUCAUGACAGUCUCAACCGUUGCCAAGUUCUCCUCCGGUCAAGUGAGGUACUAUCAGAGCUUCCACUCGGAGAGGGCCAGUGUCAGGGAACAAUUUGAAAAAGACUUUAAACGGUAUUUGACUCGUAAUAUUGGGUUUGAGUCUGUAAUGAGAAUAAGAUGUACUGAAGGUCUUAGCCUCCACACGUUUCAUGGUAAUUUUUUUGUCCGCUCUACCGACCUCCUUUCCCUCCCUAACGUGAACCCUGACCACGCCUACUGCAUGAACAUGGCCAUUGACGAGAGUCUCAAGGACUUCCCAAUGGUUUGCUUUCAAGCAGCUCUCCUCUACACCUCUUAUAGAGGUGAUAGACGUAUCCGUGUUCAUACCUUAUGCCUGCCUGUGUCAGACCAGCUGGCUCAGUUGUAUGCUGGUCUUAACGUAGUACCCAUUGCUGGAGUACUUGCUAAAAUGGGAUCCGACAGACUCACUACCGCUUCUCUUGGGGAUGCCAGAGAUGCUCUUGUUAAUACAGUCAUUGAUGCUACUAAAGCUUAUCGCUCAAACGUUGCCUCAACAAUGCAAGGAGGAGGGGCUAAGCUAACACUACCAGUGUCACUGAGACUACUACCUUUAUUCAUACUGAGCUUAUUGAAGAAUAUUGCCUUCACUCUUAGCAACAGGCAGAAUACCGACUGUAGGUCGGCCACCAUUAGCACUAUACUGACAUUACCUCUGGACUGGCUAAUCUCAUUCUUCUAUCCUAAACUCUAUGCACUUCACACACUAUCAGAUAAGGAUACAGUGGAUUCUGAUGGGGAGGAGCUCUUAGCUCCGCCCAUUUUACAACUCUCGGCUGAAAAACUAACACGAUAUGGAAUAUUCUUAAUGGACUAUGGAACAGGUAUUUAUAUUUGGGUCAGUAAAGAAGCACCUGCUGAUGUUAUUAAUAAUAUUUUUGGAGUUCCUCAUUUUGGGGCAAUACCUGAAUCAAUGACCUCCCUCCCUUUGCUUGAGAAUAAUUUGAAUCGAUUAACCAAUUCGCUAAUUUGUCAGUUACGGUUGUCACGGCAACACUUUAUGCCGUUACUCGUCAUUCGCGAGGAUGGCCCCCAUCGUUUGCUAUUUAUUAAUUACCUGAUUGAUGAUAAAACUGAAGACGGGACUUCUUAUUACGAAUUUCUGUCUCACAUCUCUCGGCAGUUAACAAAAUAAUAAACUGUCCAUUAGCAAAAGGGCUCGUUGUGUGUUAAUUAAUUAAUUUAUUAUUAUUAUUAAUUAUUAUUGAUUAUUGCAAUUAAUGAGAUUUCUCUAUA
Messenger RNA from Amphimedon queenslandica, 3628 nucleotides. Its product is annotated as protein transport protein Sec24A-like. Lineage: Eukaryota; Metazoa; Porifera; Demospongiae; Haplosclerida; Niphatidae. Gene Ontology annotation, cellular component: COPII vesicle coat; endoplasmic reticulum exit site. Gene Ontology annotation, molecular function: SNARE binding; zinc ion binding. The record is from RefSeq and is a predicted model, not a curated record. Gene Ontology annotation, biological process: endoplasmic reticulum to Golgi vesicle-mediated transport; COPII-coated vesicle cargo loading; intracellular protein transport.